This is a messenger RNA of Phaedon cochleariae (mustard beetle), 2165 nucleotides long. The record is from the annotation of a GenBank genome assembly. Lineage: Eukaryota; Metazoa; Arthropoda; Insecta; Coleoptera; Chrysomelidae.
AUGGCUCUCGGACUGAGUUCCGGUCUCUGUUCCGGGAAUUCUGCGGGAUCUGCAGCCCAUUCGGACACCUCUUCGUCUCCGGGCAUCAACGUACCCAUUCCGGUGAUACCCAACCCUAUGUUCGCCUUGCCUACGCUAAACUUCACGGUCACCCAAGUGGCUGCCGUAUGUGAAACCCUAGAGGAAAGCGGCGACAUCGAACGCUUGGCCAGGUUCUUGUGGUCCCUGCCUGUCGCUCAUCCCAAUAUCGUCGAGCUGAACAAGAGCGAAGCUGUGCUGCGGGCCAGAGCGAUAGUCUCCUUCCACAGCGGCAACUUCCGCGAGUUGUACACCAUCUUGGAAGCGCACAAGUUCACCAAGGGCUCGCACGGCAAGCUGCAAGCGAUGUGGCUGGAAGCGCACUAUCAGGAGGCUGAGAAGCUGAGAGGUAGGGCUCUGGGUCCGGUGGAUAAGUACCGCGUGAGGAAGAAGUUUCCGUUGCCGCGUACUAUUUGGGACGGGGAGCAGAAGACGCACUGCUUCAAGGAGAGGACGCGGAGUUUGUUGAGGGAAUGGUACCUGCAGGACCCUUAUCCGAACCCGACUAAGAAGAGGGAGCUGGCUCAAGCGACUGGGCUGACGCCCACGCAGGUGGGGAAUUGGUUCAAGAAUAGGAGGCAGCGGGAUAGAGCUGCCGCCGCUAAAAAUAGAAUGCAACAGCAACAACUGGCUGCCCAACUGGCCCACCACGGCGGCUCAGGUCGUCCACCCCCCAUGAGUCCCACCCCCUCGGACAGCGACUCGGACAUCUCCCUGGGCGCCCACUCUCCCCCCAUCAGCUCCCCCGGUCCCCUCCACUUCGGCCGAUCCUCCCCCAACCCCAUCACCUCCUUCAGAUUCGGGGCGCACUCUCCCGGCCCAAUGCCUGCCCAAUUCAGGUUCGGGGGGGCGCCCCACACGCCCCCCAGUUUUUCCCCCAACUUCCGCCUGGACAGGACCAAGGGUAGGAACUCGGAGUCGCCCAUAAACGUCGAUAACGCCACCCCGUACGCCGCCAUCAACCUCAGGCUGGGCACCAACGAUAGCCCCAUCGAUGUGGAUUCCAACCCCGAGAAAGAGAUCCCUCACAAAACCCGCUCACCACCUUUGACUUCGCUCCAGCACUCGCCUCCCAUGAACCUCAGGAUGGACAACUCGAAGAUCGAAGCCCCCUUGCCUCUGAGGCUGGGCCACCAGUUGAACCCGCAGCUGAGUAGCCCCUUGAGGAUCCAGGUGACUUCUCCCCAGCACCUUACGAGUCUCCACGCGGGGGUCUAUACGCACGGGGGGAUUGUCAGGAUCGCGCCUCCCAGUCCUGGCGGGGGACCAUUGCUGCACAGGCCGUUCUCUCCGCAGAGGCUGACGUGAUACUCGCCCUUGAGCUGGGAGGGAAGUUGUGAAUAGUGCGUGGGGGGAAUUCGUGGGGUUCUGCCAAGCUGGUGAUGAUCUCGGAAAGCAAAACGAGAGAAUUAGUUCUCUAGAUGGCAAGUGACACCUCUAUCGAUAGGAAUCUUUGAGCACAAUACACUGGCAGUGGCCAACUCGAUUUUUUCAUCAACCAAAAUUCAAAAUGAUAUAUUCAUUCAUGUAUAAAUGGUAUGGUUCGAACGAUUUCAAAGUCGACACUGGGUUCGGUGGAACCUCACUUGAUUUUUGACUUGAUUAUAGUGAACUUGAUGCAAUGUUAUGUAUAUUUAUUUGCUUUUACGAAAAAAUAUGUACAAAAAAGUGAGUGCGCAGGCUAUAUUAUAUACGGACUUACUAUAAAUGUUCAGUGGCAAUUGAUUUGUUGAUAAUGUCGAUAUAUAGAGAUAAAUUGGAGAGCUUUUCGCAUGCAGAUAUUCGAUGUUGAUGAAUAUAUUUGCAGUUGGAGGCUCUUUGUGCUAGUCACGCUCAAAAAUGGUCAGAAAUCUAAUUUUCUGAGAACCAAACUUAUUCACCUAUGCACGCUUGAUUUCAUAAAUAUCUCGAGAAUAUUCUUGAUAUGAAAUCUUCAGCAAUAGAUGUUUUCUUAAAAUAGACUGCAAAAUGAACAAAAUUAUACAAUUCCACUCAUUUGAUAUAAUUUCAGUGGGACUUCGGUAUAGGAAGUACCUUUCAUUAUUAUAUUUUAAAAAAUUGUCUAGACAAUUUUCUGUUCAAAUUAU